Molecule: messenger RNA, 2436 nt
Organism: Hibiscus syriacus
Lineage: Eukaryota; Viridiplantae; Streptophyta; Magnoliopsida; Malvales; Malvaceae
Product: DEAD-box ATP-dependent RNA helicase 21-like
Exons: 1
Coding region: 102-2153 (683 amino acids)
Biological process (GO): mRNA splicing, via spliceosome
Cellular component (GO): catalytic step 2 spliceosome
Molecular function (GO): RNA binding; ATP binding; RNA helicase activity
Source: RefSeq, a predicted model, not a curated record
GAAGUUUACGAUCAAAUCCCUCGAUUAUCUGCAAUCCUCAAUUUUUGCCUUUCUGCAACUGAACCAAUUCAAAUCCUUCAUCUUCAUCUUGUUCACAAACCAUGAACAACAACAAUCCUCCAAAACCCGUGUUUUUGACCAAAGCCCAACGCGAACAGUUAGCUCUCCAACGCCUCGAAGAGCAACGCGCCCAACAGAAACGCAGCCUUGAAGACCUCCAUCGCCCCACCAACGGCCACAUCACCAACCGCUCCGAUUCCACCUCCACUAAACCCUCCUCUGAUUCAGACCGACGCGACCGCGACCGCCAGCGGGAGAGGGAUCGGGAAUCCGAUCGGAGGAACAGGGAGCGCGAGCGGGAGGAGGAAGCCAAGGCGAGAGAACGGGCGAGGUUGGAGAAGUUGGCUGAGAGGGAAAGGGAAAAGGAAUUGGAUUCGAUUAAAGAGCAAUACCUCGGAUCGAAGAAGCCCAAGAAAAGGGUUAUUAAACCUAGCGAGAAAUUUAGGUUUUCUUUCGAUUGGGAAAACACGGAAGACACUUCGAGGGACAUGAAUUCUUUGUAUCAAAACCCUCAUGAGGCUCAGCUUUUGUUCGGCAGAGGGUUUAGGGCUGGAAUGGAUCGGAGGGAACAGAAGAAGCUCGCGGCCAAGAAUGAGAAAGAGAUGAGAGAUGAGAUUAGGAAAAAAGAUGGGAUUGAAGAGAAACCCGAAGAAGCUGCGGCGCAGAGGUUAAAAGAAGAAGCAGCGAAUACUUACGAUACUUUCGAUAUGAGGGUCGAUAAGCAUUGGUCUGAUAAGAAGCUCGAAGAAAUGACUGAACGAGAUUGGAGGAUUUUCAGGGAAGAUUUCAAUAUCUCCUAUAAAGGGUCGAAGAUUCCUCGCCCGAUGCGGAGUUGGAGCGAGAGUAAGUUGACUCCCGAGUUGUUGAAAGCAGUGGAGAGAGUUGGGUAUAAGAAGCCUUCACCCAUACAAAUGGCUGCUAUUCCUUUGGGAUUGCAGCAAAGGGAUGUGAUUGGGAUUGCAGAGACAGGCUCAGGUAAGACUGCUGCUUUUGUUCUGCCUAUGUUAGCUUAUAUAUCUAGAUUGCCACCUAUGAGUGAAGAGAAUGAAGCCGAGGGGCCUUAUGCUGUUGUCAUGGCCCCGACUCGUGAGCUUGCUCAGCAAAUUGAGGAUGAAACUAUGAAGUUUGCUCAUUAUUUAGGUAUUAAAGUAGUUUCCAUUGUCGGUGGUCAAUCGAUAGAGGAACAAGGUUUUAGGAUUAGACAAGGGUGUGAGGUUGUUAUUGCUACACCCGGUCGUUUACUGGAUUGUUUAGAGAGGCGGUAUGCUGUGUUGAAUCAAUGUAAUUAUGUGGUUCUGGAUGAGGCUGAUAGGAUGAUCGAUAUGGGUUUUGAACCCCAAGUUAUGGGUGCAUUGGAUGCUAUGCCAUCUAGUAAUUUGAAACCGGAGAAUGAAGAUGAGGAGCUUGAUGAAAAAAGGAUUUAUCGGACUACUUAUAUGUUUAGCGCGACGAUGCCUCCAGCUGUGGAGCGGCUAGCUAGGAAGUAUUUGAGGAAUCCUGUUGUGGUCAAUAUUGGUACUGCUGGAAAGGCUACUGAUUUAAUUUCUCAACACGUGAUCAUGAUGAAGGAAUCAGAGAAGUUUCCAAGAUUGCAGAAGUUGCUCAAUGAUCUUGGGGAUAAGACCGCGAUCGUGUUUGUCAAUACUAAGAAGAAUGCUGAUACUAUUUCCAAGAAUCUUGAUAAGUCAGGUUAUAAGGUAACGACUUUGCACGGUGGAAGGUCACAGGAGCAGAGGGAAAUCAGCCUAGAGGGUUUUAGGGCCAAGAGAUUCACUGUCCUUGUUGCUACAGAUGUUGCAGGGCGUGGAAUUGAUAUCCCCGAUGUGGCUCAUGUCAUAAACUAUGACAUGCCUGGCAAUAUCGAAAUGUACACACAUCGUAUCGGAAGAACAGGACGUGCAGGAAAGACAGGUGUAGCCACGACAUUUUUGACUUUCCACGACACCGAUGUCUUCUUUGAUCUUAAGCAGAUGCUCGUUCAAAGCGGCAGCCCCGUGCCUCAUGAACUGGCAAAACAUGAAGCUUCCAAAUUCAAACCAGGAUCGAUUCCAGAUAGACCUCCCAGGCGCAACGACACUGUUUUUGCUCAUUGAGAAACUCAGGAGCUUUUAUUGGUAUGUAAAACACGAAUACCCUAAUUUACUCCGCUGUACCGUGGUAUUUUACUUGCCAAAGUAUCCAUCAUUUCUGCUACAACUGUUAAUUAGUCACUAGAGGAGUAUUACUUGACAAUCGAAAACAUAUAGUUUGGAAUUAUUUUUAAUUCUGAUCUUUGAUUGCCAUUAUAUAUCUUCUCUGGGAUUGUAACAUAUAUAACUGCUAUAAUGAUAUUGUGGCUUGCUAGACUGUUUAUGUAUGUAACUUCUAAUUUUGAUA